GUUUGUAUUUAUAUAUAUCUCUAUUCUCUAACGAUACUCAAUAAUAAAUCACCAAAAAUAAUUCUCUCCUUUUUUUAUAUCCUUUUUUUUGUAUUGUUUAAGUUAACCUAGUUUGUAUUUAUAUAUAUCUCUAACAAUACUCAAUAAUAAAUCACCAAAAAUAAUUCUCUCCUUUUUUUAUAUCCUUUUUUUGUAUUGUUUAAGUUAACCUAGUUUGUAUUUAUAUAUAUCUCUAACGAUACUCAAUAAUAAAUCACCAAAAAUAAUCUUAUAUCCAUCGGCACCGCCGUCUUCGAUCUCCACCACCAUCCACUGACCACUUUCAUCUUUGAUCUGUGGUUAAUUGUUCAUGGUUGUUGAUGCUGCAAUGGAAGAUUCUAUGCUUAUGGAACAAAUUGAUAAAAAUGACAGGCUCACCAAUUUGCCAGACGAUAUUCUUUGGUUCAUUCUAUCCCUGGUUGACUUCAAAGAUGCUACAAAAACUAGCAUUCUUUCGAGGAGGUGGAGAUAUAUGGCAACUUAUUACACAAGUUUGAACUUCGAUAUUGCGCAGAUAUUGGUAGAUAAUAGUCCCAACCCCAAUGAUAUUUUGGCAUAUUGGAAAUCAACUAUGAAUAGAAAAAAGAAAUUCCCAAAUUGGGUGAAUGGGGUUUUGAACUUGCAUCGUGCUCCAUUCAUUAAUGACUUUAGAAUUCGCGUUCCAUUAGGUGAGUCUUGUACACAUUAUAUCAAUAUGUGGAUUAAAUUUGCUAUUUCUAAAAGAGUUAAGAAUUUGGAGCUCGAUUUGAGUGGUGGAACAUCUGUUUAUGAGCGUGAUUACUCCUUACCAUUGAAUGUCUUGAAUGAUUUUUUAUACGAGAAUGGGCUUAGCUACCUAACAUCCAUAUGUUUAAAGUGUGUUGAUGUGAAGGAAGAGGUUCUAGAAGCGCUCUUGUCUCAGUGCCAUCUGUUAGAACGGCUACACAUCGAAAGAGCUGACAAUCUGUCAAAUGCGAAGAUCAUGAAUUUGUCACAAAAGUUGAAAUAUUUGGCUAUUCACAAUUGCUUCUUGCUGGGUAAAGUUGAAAUACAUGCUGUGAAUCUUCGAUCUUUUGAAAUUUCAUCCAUCACCAAAAGGCUAGAUCUGGUUUGUGCUUGUGUACCAUCGCUUGUUGAAUUAAGUUUCCGUUGGAGGUAUUUUGAUGCUUGCGUGCUUCCAAAUAUCUUGCGGAGCAAAUGCUUCCCCACACAGCUGUCUAAGCUUUGCCUUGAUAUGAACAUGAUUACUGGUGAUCUUAGCAUUCCUUCCUUUCCUUGUGUCAAAUACUUGGAGUUGCGAGUUAUAGUUGAUCGCCAUAGAAACAUUCUUCCGUUGAUGUGCUUUGCAGAGGCCUGUCCUUUAUUGCAUGAAUUAAAGUUGCAGGUAAUGUGGUGGUGGUGUCGUUCUUGCAGGAGACCGGAUGUUGAAUCGAAUUCUGAGAACGAGUCAGAGUCAGAAUCAGAAUCAGAGUCAGAGUCAGAAUCAGAGUUAGAAUCAGAGUCAGAGUCAGAGGAGUGCAAUCUGGAUUAUGUGAAGCAUUGGUUGGAGACACUAGAUGAUACUAGUGCAACCCUUCCUAACUUACGAAAACUCGAAUGGAUGGGAGCUUUUAGUGUUCAUGAAAAUUUAGAAUUUACAUUAGCCUUGUAUUGUCUGAAGAAUGCCAUCAACCUUGAAAAAUUCAUAUGCAAUCCGCGGGAUUUGUCAUAUAAUUUUCUUAAGCGUGGUGGUGAUACUAGUGGAAUUGAAGAAUCUGGUAGACGGCGUGCAAGGAAACUAGCUUUGGUUAUCCCAUGUCAUGUUCAAUAUGUCAUUCUUUGAUAAUACACAAUGAUUAAUUUUAGCAAAGACACAUUUAUCUA
Beta vulgaris subsp. vulgaris (sugar beet) is the source of this 1881-nucleotide messenger RNA. Its product is annotated as putative FBD-associated F-box protein At5g56440. Gene Ontology annotation, molecular function: protein binding. Lineage: Eukaryota; Viridiplantae; Streptophyta; Magnoliopsida; Caryophyllales; Amaranthaceae. Bases 350 to 1840 code for a protein of 496 amino acids. The transcript is spliced from 5 exons. The record is from RefSeq and is a predicted model, not a curated record.